AAGCUUGGCGGCUGAGUUUUGGAGAUUGUAGAUUCGUAGUUGCUGGUUGAAAUUUGUAAUAGGAAGUUGGAGUAGCCGCCCGUCCCCAAGACCCUAAUACAAGACCUAAGCCUCGAAAAUGGCAUGAAUUCAGCCGGAAGUGGUGGAGUGAGCGGAGGAACGCGAUUGGAUCUCUUCAUUCGAUUGCAAGCGGAAGGUCGAUCUACAGAGGAAGCAUUAGCGAGGAAACGGGUCAAGACGAAGAAGUGUGUUGAAGCAGGAGAAGAGGGAAAGACAUUUCGGGAGGUUUUCUAGUCGACUAGGUUAGCGCUAGUGCACAGAGCUUUGCGGGGGGAACCCAGAUAUGGAUACGGGGGGAAAUUCUCUCCCAUCUGGGUCUGAUGCAGUCAAGAGGAAGGUUUGCUAUUUCUACGACCCAGAAGUGGGAAAUUACUACUAUGGUCAAGGUCACCCCAUGAAGCCCCAUCGCAUUCGCAUGACUCAUGCUCUUCUCGCCCACUAUGGAUUGCUUCAGCAUAUGCAAGUCCUCAAGCCCUUUCCUGCCCGCGAUAGGGAUCUCUGUCGCUUCCAUGCCGAUGAUUAUGUCUCUUUCCUAAAGAGCAUCACCCCUGAAACCCAACAAGAUCAGCUUCGUCAACUUAAGAGAUUCAAUGUUGGGGAAGAUUGCCCAGUCUUUGAUGGUCUCUUUUCAUUUUGCCAAACCUACGCCGGUGGAUCUGUUGGUGGGGCUGUCAAGUUGAACCAUGGCCUGUGUGACAUUGCUGUCAAUUGGGCGGGUGGCCUCCAUCAUGCCAAGAAGUGCGAGGCUUCUGGUUUCUGCUAUGUCAACGAUAUUGUCCUUGCUAUCUUGGAGCUUCUUAAAACGCAUGAGCGAGUUCUCUAUGUGGACAUUGACAUCCAUCAUGGUGAUGGGGUAGAGGAGGCCUUUUACACAACCGAUAGGGUCAUGACUGUUUCAUUUCACAAGUUCGGGGAUUAUUUUCCUGGUACAGGAGACAUACGUGACAUUGGAUACGGGAAAGGAAAAUACUAUUCGCUUAAUGUGCCAUUAGAUGAUGGAAUUGAUGAUGAGAGCUAUCAUUUUUUGUUUAAACCCUUAAUUGGAAAAGUAAUGGAAGUCUUUAAGCCUGGUGCUGUGGUUCUCCAAUGUGGGGCAGACUCGUUAUCUGGGGAUCGUCUAGGGUGCUUUAAUCUCUCCAUUAAGGGCCACGCGGAGUGUGUUAAAUUUAUGAGAUCCUUCAAUGUCCCAUUGUUACUGCUUGGUGGAGGUGGCUAUACAAUUAGGAAUGUUGCACGAUGCUGGUGCUAUGAGACAGGGGUGGCACUUGGGAUCGAAGUUGAUGACAAAAUGCCACAGCACGAGUAUUUUGAGUACUUUGGGCCAGACUACACUCUUCACGUUGCUCCUAGUAACAUGGAGAAUAAAAAUUCUCGUCAGUUACUUGAGGAGAUAAAGUGUAGACUUCUUGAUUAUCUCACAAAGCUUCAACAUGCCCCAAGUGUUCAGUUUCAGGAGAGACCCCCUGAUACUGAGAUCCCAGAAGCAGAUGAAGAUCAGGAUGAUGGUGAUGAGAGAUGGGAAGAUUUCAACAUGGAUGUUGAUGAUGAUCGCAAGCUUCUGUCCGGCAGGGUUAAGAGAGAAGCAGUUGAAGCUGAGCCAAAGGAGUUGGAGGGCCAGAGAGGAGCUGCUGAGCAUGCUAGAGGUUCAGAGGCAAUGGCCGAUGAAACUGCAAGUGCGAAGCCUCUAAAUACGGUUCCAAUGCAAAUGGACGAAGUGAACGUGAAAGUUGAGCAGGAGAACGUGAAGCCAUCAGAUCAACCUUACCCCAAACCCUAAACAUGCCAAGAACACACCAGUUUCCAUCUAGCAUGUGUGUCAGGAUAGAUGAAUACGAUUUUGGCACAAAAGUUCUUUGUUAUUUCAGGUACUUGAAAGGACUGGAAUAUGCUUGUCUAACUAACUAGCAUAUAUGUUUCUGUAUAGAUGAAUAUGAAUUCGGCCUACAGAAGCCAACCAUCAAGUGCUUGUAACCCAGGGACCUAAAGGAACUUGAAUUUGUGCUUGCCUCCUACUUGCCCCUUUAUUCUUCAUAGUAAAAAAUGUUGGGCUUUCAAUCAUGUCACAGAGUGGUUCUCUGUGCCUGCUUAUAUUCCUCUAUAAACUUGUGCAGGUUACGGAAGUAAAAUUCUGUGGUUUCCUGUAUUUA
Molecule: messenger RNA, 2207 nt
Organism: Linum tenue
Lineage: Eukaryota; Viridiplantae; Streptophyta; Magnoliopsida; Malpighiales; Linaceae
Source: the annotation of a GenBank genome assembly